This is a messenger RNA of Stylophora pistillata, 3126 nucleotides long. Its product is annotated as trace amine-associated receptor 5-like. Gene Ontology annotation, cellular component: plasma membrane. Lineage: Eukaryota; Metazoa; Cnidaria; Anthozoa; Scleractinia; Pocilloporidae. Gene Ontology annotation, biological process: G protein-coupled receptor signaling pathway. The record is from RefSeq and is a predicted model, not a curated record. Gene Ontology annotation, molecular function: G protein-coupled receptor activity.
AUAAAAGCUGCAUUACCAUUCUAGAAUAUGUUACUUUCAGCGAGACUUUCUUGUAAAUUAUUCUAAACUCCAUGCAGAAUAUUUUUCAUAGAAUUACAAACGAAGGUCACUGAACAACAAGGAAAGAAAAAUCAGUUCAUGACAUAUCCAGGCUUACAGAUAUGAAUUUGGCUGAGGUGGCUGUCGCUUUAGCUAGUUGAAACAUGCUUUUCCUUUCCAAGUCCAAAUAAGGCGGUUUAGAUAAAAAAGCCGACUGCUUUUAAUAUCAAAAAGCGUUUACGCGGUUGAGGCUGACUUAUCUUAUAUUACUACUGCGGUCGUGUGUAAUUUUUUCCCCCAGUGCAGUUUGGAAUUCUUGCCGUGGCCUUCCUGUGAAUUUCUUGGCUCAACAGCAGUUGAAUGAAGCAUGACAAUUACAACAACUCAAAAAAGAAGGGGACAUUUUCAUUUGCUAUCAGACUUUCAGACACCAAAAAUAUUUUCGUUUUCUUUAAUUAGGAAGCUCAGUUGCUCUUUAUGUCGGAUCAGUUUCACGAUUAUUCGCAAAGGCGAGAAAAUAGUCCUUAUCCGGUUGCCGUUCCGUUUAAGAAGCUGGGUCAUGAAUCGUAAUUGGCCACUAGGAGCCAAGAAACUGGCGAGAACGACGCGUCGCAAAUCUUCGACGUGGCGGCCAUUGUCGUCAUGUUUCAUAUAACCUGUUCACUACUGCGCUAUUGUUGUUGAAUAUUCUAUCGAUAACUUCAUUCCACGAUUUUAUGCCGUCAUUUCGUCGAACACUGGUUGCAGGAGAACUUCAUCUGUCUGCUUCGAGGUUUUCUUGCGUAGAGCAUGAGGAACAUAAAAAAUUCAGGAAAUAAACAUUUUUCCUUUACAAGAACUUAGGUAUUCGUUAACCGGUUAAAUAGAUCUUCGAGGCCGCUGACAUACCCUGCAACAUUGGUUGCAAACUGCUGCAAACUUUACGCAGAUAAGAAGCCACCAAAUGUUUAAAAUUGAACUGUCUCCGUAAAAUUACUACCUUUGUCCUCCUUAUUGAUUUAGUUAGUUCUAUAUCAUCAGCUCCCCAAGUUUCAGGAUUUAAAAGGCUUCGACUCUUGAAAGUGUUUUCAACAGCGCGACUUAUCUCCUUAAAUCUGGUCGCUAUAGGGCAGGAUUGACCGGAUUGUAUGAAACUCGACGUAAUGGCUGAUCACAGAGAGAAGUGACCGACGUUUCUCCAAGUCUCUUGGUUUUCAGUGUUUCUCUGCGUGACGUGACCCAGCUCUCUUUAAUUCCCCAAGAUAUCUUAAAAACUAGCCAGGAAGGAAGUGGGUUUAUAGGCAACAUCGCCAUCACAUCGUUGUUCACUUAUAUAUAUGGAUCUUAAUUCUGAUGUAAAUCUGGCGAAAAAUUAUUCCUGUCCGAGAGGUUGCUCAUCAAGGAAUCGUGUUGUCAUGUGCAACGUCAAUGCUUCUUUUCAUUGAGGUCCAAAAGACGAUGAUAAGAUUUGCUUUAAAGGUUUAGCUGGCAAAAAUAUUGAGACAACGAGGAAUCGUGGUAAUGGUUUAAUUUUAUAUUUCUUUAAUGCUAGCUUGAGAGAGAUCACAUAUGGUAGACUAAUACACAUUGGGCUCAAUCAUCCAGAGAGAUGAGCACGGAAGAUCCUGUAAAAAGCAGAAAUUCCUGGAUUGUCGUCUUUAUCGCAGAGUCUAUCGUGAUCGUGAUGAGCAAUGCCCUCACUCUGUUGGUAUUUGCUAAAAUCCGCCAUCUACGCAAGUGCAGUACUUACCUAAUAAUGAACCUGGCUGUGGCAGAUUUGUUGGUGGGCGCUCUUACGGUGCCUACAUCAGUAUUGUAUUUUUUUUAUGAAGAUGAAAACCAAGUCACCCCCUCAAGAGUCGCCAAAACAGUCAUUACAUUCGUCUUCCCGUUAGCCUCGCAAUUGAAUCUUUGUUUGAUUUCCACGGAGCGGUUACAUGCAACCCUUUUGCCAUUUAGGCAUUGCUUGUUUGGGAAAAGGUUUUACUUUAGAACUAUCCUAGGUAGCUGGUUGAUAAACUUUGUCAUAGCUUCUAUUAUGGCUUGGCUGGACAUCGCAGAUUUUCAUCCAGAGUUCUUGUACGUGCACGGUGCAUUGGUUGCACUUUUUGUGGUUUUUAUCGCAGUUUCUCACAUCAUAGUGUUUCUAAAGAUCCAAAGUAGCCGUCAUUCUCCACCGUGUAGUUCAAUACGAAAAGAAAGAAAGCUUACAGUAACACUUUUCAUAGCAACUGCGGUUUCUGUUCUGACUAUUCUGCCUUUUGCCGUCAACUCUGCCAUGCCAGGCGAAAUACAAGAUAGAGUGACCACUUUUCCGAUCCACAUUGACUUUGCAUUCGUUGCACUUUAUAAUUUGAGUUCAAUGGUGAAUCCUUUCGUUUAUGCAAUACGAUUACAGGAAUUUAGAGGUCAAAUUAGUAAGCUUAUAAGACGAUAAAGCGAGGCGGACGCAAAGAGGACGGCAAACUGAGGAAACCCCUGCAGAUAGUUUCUAACCCCAUGCCAUUCAAAUGGCGAGGCAUACAAGUCAUAGUGGAUCAAAAUGCUGAGGCAUUGACUAUGAUAGGUGGCCUCGGAUAAAUAAACAAGUUUAGAAGUGUUAUUAGGUCUAAUCAUUAUGCUUACAAAAAAGAUCUUAACAUUAUCAAAGUCCAGGUGAAGAUGACGGUUCAUGAUGGUUUCGCCCCAUUACAACUUAGUGCCUACCCGGUUUGCCCCCGCCCCGGAGACGCAUUGAAAGAUUUUGUGGGAGAGAUGGUGACCUUAAUUCGGACUUACUACUUCAGGAGGCGAAAUUGCUGAGGAGCCACGAACUUGGAAGCUCGCAUUAAAGUUAAACCUCUAGAUACCAAGAGGCUCAAUCAAUUAACUAUUGGGACCUAGCAUGAACUUUUUUUAUUACGUUUAAUCUUACUUCAAGGUCCUUGCUACUAAAUUAAUAAUGUUUAGAUGUUUUCAGGAAUUGAAUAUUAGAACUCUGAAAACACUAUGGCUGUUAAAAUGAUUGAGCUAAAUGCUUUAUUGAAUUGCUAAAUAAUGCCUUGGGAAUAUGUACUUAAAUAAAAUAUCUCAUUUAAUUUCAAUUAUGAUUAAAAAGAAGUGAUUAAA